AUGUCCGCUAACUUAGAUAAAUCAUUAGAUGAGAUUAUUGAUUCCAAAAGGAGAGUCUCUGCUAGUACAAAAAGAAAUGUACCAAGAAGGGGUGCUCCAGGUCCAAGAAGAGGUGCUCCAGGUCCAAGAAGAGUUUCCAAACAGGUGAAUGAUAGACGUCGUGUGGGUGGCAGACCAAGAAUUCCGGGUGCUGCUGUCAAUUUACCACCUUCUUCCUUAUUAGAUAUGGCUUAUUCUACCAGAGUUUCUGUUGAAGGUUUGCCAAAAGACAUUUCUCAAGAUUCUAUUAAAGAAUUUUUUCAAACUGCUGUCGGUGGUGUUCAAAGAGUUUUGUUGAGUUAUAACGAAAAGGGACAAUCUAUGGGUAUGGCUACUCUUACCUUUACUAGCAAUGAGAAAGCUAGAAAAGCGGUUACUACUUACAAUAAUUCUCCAAUUGAUGGAGGUAAGUCCAGAUUAAAAGUACAAAUGAUUAUUGACCCAACUAAAAAACCACUAGCCAGCAGAAUUGGUGGAGCUGGUGCUAUUGGCCCUGUUUCUAGGAACGUUAGUAAUAGAGGUAAGUUAUCUUCAAGAUUGAAUCGUAAUGGUCCCAGAAAUAACAAUAUGAAUAAUAAUAAUAAUAAUAACAAUAAUGGUCCAAAAAGAUCUAGCCGUCCUCCAAAAAGGGGUAACGUUAACCGUGGUCCAAAAAAUGAAGGUAAGAAAAGUUUAGAAGAAUUGGACAAAGAAAUGGCUGCUUAUUUCGAUAAGAAUUAG
Molecule: messenger RNA, 759 nt
Organism: Saccharomycodes ludwigii
Lineage: Eukaryota; Fungi; Ascomycota; Saccharomycetes; Saccharomycodales; Saccharomycodaceae
Gene: YRA1
Product: RNA-binding protein YRA1
Exons: 2
Coding region: 1-759 (252 amino acids)
Biological process (GO): mRNA export from nucleus
Cellular component (GO): nucleus
Molecular function (GO): mRNA binding
Source: RefSeq, a predicted model, not a curated record